Messenger RNA from Microdochium trichocladiopsis, 789 nucleotides. Its product is annotated as HAD-like domain-containing protein. The record is from RefSeq and is a predicted model, not a curated record. Bases 1 to 789 code for a protein of 262 amino acids. Lineage: Eukaryota; Fungi; Ascomycota; Sordariomycetes; Xylariales; Microdochiaceae. The transcript has 2 exons.
AUGGCUCCAAAUCCUGAUCUCACCAGCUUCGAAGCACUGAGCUUUGAUUGUUUCGGCACCAUCAUUGACGAGGACGCGGGCAUGCUCAGGACGCUAGAUCUCCUUGUCGCCCAGAAGGAGGUCAGUGAGAAGAAGGACUCCAGAGCGCUCCUUGACAGACUCCACGCUCUCAUCUUUGAGAUUGAGCACAAAAUGCCAGCACUGGCCUAUAACGAGGUCCUUGUCGGCGCAAUCAUGCGACUUGCCAAGGAAAAUGAUAUGCCAAUCACUGACGGUCUUGCCGAGCCCUUUGGCAACUCGGCCGGAACUUGGCUACCCUUUCCAGACUCAAUUGAUGCUCUGAGCCGCCUCAAGAAGUACUAUCCAACCUUCGCCAUCCUGAGCAACAUCGACAACAACAGCAUUAAGGCAACCGUCGAGCAAAGACUGGCACCUAUCAAGUUUGAAGGUCUGUAUACCGCCCAGGACAUUGGUUCAUACAAGCCGUCUGUCCGCAACUUCGAGUAUCUCGCUGGGCACAUGCGUAAAGAAUUCAACCUAGACUGCGACAGGGGACAGGUCCUGCACGUUGCGCACAGCGUUGUUGCUGAUCAUGUACCGUGCAAGCAGCUUGGUAGGAGGAGUGUUUGGAUCAGUAGGGGCGAAGACGAGAAGAAGUGCGUGGACAAGGUUGGUGGCAAGGAUAAGGUCGGAUACGAAUGGCGUUUCCAGACGCUGGGAGACUUUGCUGGCGAGGUCGAGCGACAAUUCAAGCAGAAGGAGAUCUCGGCGCAGCGGCCGAGCUCUUGA